Messenger RNA from Danio rerio (zebrafish), 11325 nucleotides. The record is from RefSeq and is a predicted model, not a curated record. Lineage: Eukaryota; Metazoa; Chordata; Actinopteri; Cypriniformes; Danionidae.
GACAAACAUGACGUCAGCUGGCGGAGUCCGUCAAUGCGGUAGUGACAGCGAAGGAACGCACUGACUGGAAAAGCACCCUGGAUUAAUCAAACCUGACACUAAAACUAAGCUUGAAACCUGGGCUGAAGGCGAUCGGAAGAGAGCCCGAGGCCGCGGAACAGCAUGGGGAACGCGGAGAGCGGCUGUGGCGCGGGGAGCGGCGAUGAGGAGGACGUUGAAACGGAGAGUCCCGUGUUCGCGGAGGGCAGCCCGGCCUCUGCGGCCACUGGCACCAGGGCCGGUAGCGGAGGUGGUGGUGGCGGCGGCGGAGCGGGAGGAGCAGCGGCGGCGGGCUCCGCUGGCCCAGGGAGAAGUGGAAGAGGGUCGGCGAACCCACCGGCACCGAGUCACGGGCUUCCCACUCCCGAAGCUCUGCUGGAGCAGGUGAAGCUGCGAGAGGCAGCGGCCCGUAUGAGCGACUCGUGGGUCGCCAUUUCGGAGUCGGUUCUGGCGCGCAACGAGAGCGCUCUGGUGCGCUGGCUGGAGGAGAGGCUGAGCCGCGGAGAGGAGUCCGUCACCCUGGAGCAGUUCUGCGAGAUGCUGGAGAGCAGAGACGCGGCCAGAGACGAGUGUGAGGAGGCCUUUGGUCAGUUUGAUGCUGAGGGUGAUGGGAUUGUGGAUGUGGAGAACAUGCUCAUGGCACUAAGGAACUCCAAUGGAGCCAAUCUGCAGGGAGAACUGAGUCAUGUGAUCAGGCAGCUCCAGGCAUGCUCUUUGACACCAGGAUUUGUGGAUAUCUUCUCCAAGUCCAAGGACCGCCUUAAAGCACAUGCCUCCAAAAUCCUGAAAUUUUUGCACCGGAAUCGCAUCCCCAGCAACGUCAUCCCCUUCCCUGUGCUGGAUGGCUACAACAGCAUCUGCACCAUGAGGACGUCUGUAGUGCAGGACUUCCUGGAUUACCUGCUGCAGAAAGAGAAAGAUCUAGACAUCCAGUACAGGGCAGAACUCAAUCAUGACCCAGACGUGGAUAAGGUCAAAGUGGUCACUCAGUGCUUCAGCUUCAUCGAGGCUUCAUCCAAUAAUACAGACGUCAACAAGCUGACCAAUGGCGAGACGGUGUCUUUCUGGCAGUCGGACGGCAGUGCUCGCUCACACUGGAUAAGGUUAAAAAUGAAGCCAGACAUAGUUUUGAGACGGUUGGCAAUUGCAGUUGCAUCUAAUGACCACAGUUACAUGCCGCAGCUGGUGUCUAUAGCGGUUGGGAAGAACAGGCGCUCCCUGCAGGAGAUCAGAGACGUGAGGAUCCCCAGUAACAUCACGGGUUAUGUACCGCUGCUAGAAAAUGCCAACAUCAGCCAUCCCUAUAUUCAGAUAAACAUUAAGCGCUGCCUUAGUGAUGGCUGUGACACGCGUAUUCAUGGUCUGAAAACAAUGGGCUACCAGAUCACCAAGAGUAAAGAGGUUUCGGUAUCCGACGCCUCGGCUAUAUGGUAUCUGUCUCUCCUCACAUCGCUGGUCACCGCUUCAAUGGAAACAAACCCUGUGCUUGCACAGACAGUCCUACAAAGCACACAGAAAGCCUUACAGCACAUGCCACCCCUGUCUCUAACUCCUUCCUCAACUGAGUUCCCCAAAUUCUUCUCUGCAAACAUUCUGGAAGAGGUGGACGGCUUUUUACUGCGCAUAGCAAACUGCUGUGUUUCUCCUGAGGCCGAGCUGACUCUUUUAGCAUUCGCUUUGGCUCGGGGCAGUGUGGCUAAAGUCCUCAUCUCUCUCUCUGGAAUCUGUGGGCAUCUGGACUCAGAAUACCGAGCUUCCUCACUGCUGGCCUCAAUGUCGUCAGUCCGGUUAAGAUUACUCCACCGCAACGGUAAACCUCUGCAGCUCCAUCUGAUGGCGUGUGAUGUUAAGAGUAAAGAGGAGAAGUCUGGCCCAGAAAAUAUGCUGACGGAGCCCAACACUGGAGAUGGCUUUCUGACAGAGAAUGGAAAGAGGAAAGCCAGUGUGAUUUUGUCCACUGAAAACCAGAGCUGCUUCCAGGUCACACAGAUCAAGAUAAAAGUGCGUAAAGGAGCCAUUGGUGCUAAAUGUGGCUUGGUGUUUGCCUACAAUGACUGCGAGGUGUUUGAUGCCGAUAAACAUUUCAAGAGAUUCAAGAAGUAUGACAGCUGGGAUUAUAAGGACUAUAAGGAAUUUGUCCAAGACAGCACGAGGAUAACAGAGAGCAGUGAGGAAGAGCCCAUUGGCUGGUUUGAGGUCGAGGAGGACUGGAAUGACGUGGACAUCAAGCUACAGCAAUGCAGAGUAUCAAAAUUUCUGAUGGUGAAGUUCCUGUGUGCGCGGCAGGACACAGCGGAGCGGCUCGGGGUCCAGCAGUUGAUUUUCAGUGGUUAUUUGUGUCCAGACUCAGAGCGGAUGGAGGACGUGGAGGAUCUGAGCGCUCAGGCCGAGGGAAGCGACUCGGGUCUGGUUACUGGUCUCGCGCUCAUGAAGAAAACUCUUUAUUUCAUCCAGCAGCUCACCAGAGAUAUGGAUGUGUCUCUGUCAAAGCAGAAGACCCUGCUGGACUUCAGUGACCUCAACCUUCUGCUGUUCUGGGACUUUUACCGCAAACUCAGAUCCAUUGAAGGAGAAGAGGCCAUAAAGACAAGAGUUCUCCUUCUUCAGCUGCUCCAGAACUGCUUCCCAAUGUUGCCCAGUCCGACCGAGUCCCAGCCGUCAGAUCUCUCAGCAUCAGCCUCAGCAUCGCCUUCAGGCAGCUCAGAUGUGGACCCCGCAGAAGCUGUUGGAGAGCUCUGUAGACAUUUAUGUCAAGUGGUGGACGGGCCUGAAGGAGAGACUGCAGCAGAAAAAGCUCUGAGGAAAGAAGCUGUGAAAGCCAUCCUCAACGGAGCUGCCAUCUUCUACCCAGAUAAACAGAGCCGGAGGGACAAACUCUUUCACAUGAUGAAAAACAUAACUGAGGAGAAUCAGCCGGAGUCUGUGAAGCUGACGUUUGAGUCUCUCUGCAGCUACUUCAGUGAUCAGGACCCAAAAGGUCUUCUUAUGCUGCCCCCUAAAGGAGCCCCAUCUGACUUUGACAUCUCCCCUGUCCUGAGCGUCAUGGACACCCUGCUUAUUGUGGCCAGUAGAGAGUGUGAGGUGCUGAUGUCAGAGUCCAGUGGAGGGUCCAUUUGGAGGGUCCUGCUGUCUCUGUUUUGGGCUCUACAGGGUAGUUUGCUAUCCUGGUGCUUCCUGCAGCUCAAAGGAGGAACUGCUACCUCCUCUGAUCUGGCCAGGGAAAUCCUGCUCAAAUAUGUGGAGCAGUUCCUGUCAGGCACCAGAGACAUACUGAUUCCUCUUACUAAGAGCUUUUCUGGAGCUGAUAUUAUGAAGAAACUCAGUGGAUCAAUCCUCGCAAUGGCAACAAGACAGCUGACAAUCUUCCUCCUGGAGCUGUGUGCUCUGGAUAUUCCUCACUGUGUGCUGCUCAAGAGAUUUUACCCCAUUUCAGACCUGCUGAAGAAUAUGUCUAGUGACACAGAUGACAUCUUCUCUAAGGUUGAUUUAGAAGGCUGUCAGCAGCCUCAGCAGCCUGUUGUGUUGAGGACAUGGCAGAUGGAGUCUCCUCAUAACUAUGAGAACAGCAGACAUGAGACCACCGUCUUUGUCUGUCCCGGAGCCACUUCCUUUGAGGUGGAGUUUGAUGCUCGCUGUGAGACAGAGAAAAGGUAUGACUAUCUGGAGUUCACUGAUGCUAGAGGAGGGAAAGUGCGCUAUGAUAUGAAGGUUGGCACAGAGAAAUGGCCAAAGAAAGUGACGUUUAAAGCAGGUCCCCAGCUGCAGUUUCUGUUCCACUCAGACAGCAGUAAUAAUGAAUGGGGUUAUAAGUUCACUGUGACGGCGUAUGGCCUGCCGGACGUCACUGUGUCCUGGACCUCAGACCUGCAGCUGCUCGUGUCCAGGCUGAUGGGCCGUCUGGCGUCCCGCACCAUGGCUUUAAAAUCACCAUACGAGAUCCGCGGUGUGAAGGAAUUACCUGCAACCUUGAUGAACCACAUCCUGUCGUGUCCUCUGUGGAAACCUGUGUUCAGACAUGGACUAAGUGGCCUUCCUGGGGAACAGAAGUUAGCUUUGGCCAGCCCAGAAGCCAGCCAGGAAGAUCCGGCUCCUCUGGGAGACGAGCUGGUGGAGUUCCUGAAGGAAUUUGCCCGAUGGGAUCCUUCCCAGGAUUCUUCUGAUGGCAGAACAGAGCUCAUGAGAACCCUUUUGGUGAACUGCAAGAAGCAGUUGAUCAGAAACGAGAUUGCUUCAGGCUUAAAAGUGGACCAGGCUGUUAAUGCCAUCUGGGCAGCUAUGGUUUAUCACACACCCGCUCUUCACCCCUGCCUGAAAAGCUUCGUUGCUAAGAAUGGCCAGAGUGGUCUCAGUGAGGAUCUUGUGCAGGUCUACACUCUCGCGGAUGGCAUCAGAACAUGGAUGUUGGAGAUGAAACAGCGCUACCUUAUGGGUAAAAUGAAUGGAGUAGAGGAAAAAGACGAAGGACAGAAUGAGGUUACAAUGGAAUCACUUGCUGAAGUUUGCAUCAGUAGAAGUUUGUUCCUCUUCCAGUUCAGCCCAAGCGGUGGAACCUCUGCACCUCAGGAUCAAGAGACUUCCAGACCUGAAGACAUUGCUUGUGCUGCUCCUCUUCUCCGCUCCAUUUCCACCUCAGAAGGAGAUUUCCAGCCCAGUCCGUCUCUCUCCAUUUCCCAGACCCCUCAUGGAGCAGAAGCAGUGACGUCCCCUGUGUCUGCUUCUCGCGAGCGGACACAGGACCAAAGUUUCUCUGCUUCAGGUGAUGCAGGAGCAUCUGGCAGCAUCAGUUCUCAGGGUGCCACAGGCUCCUCAGAAAGUCUUCAGUCGCAAACAGGAGAGCCUCUGUCUCCGUCUGUCUUCCCACGCAAAGCACCGUUCAGCCGGGGACGUCUGAGGCUCCUUUCCUUACGAUCUAUGGAGGAACCUCGCAUGGCACCACCAGUUAAAGAGCGCUUCCCAAUCCUCAAGCACAUCCUCAGCUUUAUGAAGGACAUGGUCAUUAAUGAGAGCAGUGUUCUUCAGACUCUGGCUCUGAAAAAGGCACAGGCUGUAAGUGUGUGUGAGGUACUGGAGCUCGUGCAGCAGUGUAUUCUCACCCUGGGCAAACCGCACCUCUUCCAGGCACCCUGCAUUUUGUUUCUCCAGGAACUCUUGGCUUGCCAGAAAGAUUUCACCAACUACUUUUCUCAGCUUGUGGGCAGCGGGCAGGAGAUGAGGGAACGGGUCAGACACUCGUAUCAUCAGCUGGUUCUCAUGCUAGUUGAAGCUGUGCAAGGCUUCAGUGCCCUGAACGAAAAGGUUCUGCUUCCUGCACUAUCAUGCGUUCAGACUUGUCUGCUGCAUUUGCUGGACAUGAGCUGGGAAGCUGAAGACUUGUCGCUGUUUCUUGAUAUUAAACUGCCGGAUCUCCUGCUUGCCAUGUCCCAGGAAAACAUCAGUGUGCAUGACAUUGCUAUAAGUCAGUGGACAGAGGAGGACGAGAUCGCUGACUACGAGAGGAACUGUGAAUGGAUGGAUGAGUGUUUGGACGGCAUGUUUGAGAAAUGGUUUGACAAGAUCAGCCAGGCCUCGGUGGAGGACAAGAGAAAGAUGCACAUGUUCAUUGCACGCUACUGUGACCUGCUGAAUGUGGAAAUUUCGUGUGACGGCUGUGAGCGGAUCGCACCGUGGCAUCGCUAUCGCUGUCUACAGUGUACAGACAUGGACCUUUGCAAGACCUGCUUCCUCAGCGGUGCAAAACCCGAAGGCCACGAGGAUGACCAUGAGAUGGUGAACAUGGAGUAUGCCUGUGACCACUGCCAGGGCCUCAUCGUGGGCAGCAGGAUCAACUGUAAUGUAUGUGAGGACUUCGAUCUCUGCUUUGGCUGUUACAAUGCCAAGAAAUACCCAGACAGCCAUUUACCCACCCACCGCAUCACUGUAUACCCAAUGGUCACCAUCCGCAUCAGUGACCGCCACAGACUCAUCCAGCCCUACAUCCAUAACUACUCCUGGCUUCUUUUUGCCGCUCUCGCCCUGUUCACCUCUGAGCUGAUCAGCGAGAAAGCACAGGAUGGAGAGUCUCUGGAUGAUGUCACCCUGGGUAAUGCUAGUGCUCUGCAGACCCAGUGCUUCGACAUCAUCAAAGAGUGCCUGCUGAAGGGACAGACUGGGAAAGGUUUGCGAGCCUCUGCUCUGUUGUCUCUGCUUUCUUCAAACGAAUCGGCCACAGUGAGUGAGCUCUGUCCUGCGACGGCAGGUUCAUCUCAGGACAUCAGCAGCACAGACACCUCUUCACUACCCAGCAGCACAACAGCCAUCUGCUCGCCUCCACUGCCCAGAGACAGAGGAGGAGGAGAAGGUGAUGAGAAGAGGAGAAGAAAGCUGGUCUCUCAGGACACCUCAGACUCAUCCUGUGCUAGUCAGACUCCCUCAGUGUCAAGUGAAGACACACUGUCCCCUGGAGUCAGAGGUUCUGAAUCAAGUGGAGACACCAUCACAUCUCCUACCUCAGAGAACUUGGAUGCAUAUAAAGAACAGGAGGAAAAGACAGCCCGGGGGCCUCUGCAGGAGCAUGUGUUCGCCGAAUGCUCCAGGGAGAGGAUUCUGGGAUUGCUGGCAGCCAUGUUACCUGCAACCAAACCGGGCAGCCCGCUGUCAUUGUCCAGCCUGAGCCCCAUCCUGCCUCUGCUGUUCAGAGUGGUGAUCUCCAACGCUGGCUGUCUGAAUGAGACGUAUCACCUGACCCUGGGUCUUCUGGGACAGCUUCUGUUGAGGAUCUGUCCUGCGGAGGCUGAUGCAGCUGUGACCGAGGCUCUGACGGACAAAUUUGAGCUGCUUAACCUUGGUGAUGGAGCAGCACUUGAUGUCGCUGGCUGGAAGACCACACAAUUGCUUUUUAGUCUGGGAGCUGUGUGUCUGGACAGUCGUAUUGGUCUGGACUGGGCCUGCUCAGUGGCGGACAUCCUACGAAACCUAAAUGUUUCCUCCCAGUGGUGCACUGUUUUGGCAUCUUUCACUGACCACUGCAUCCUGCAACUACCACAACAUCUCAAGAGAACAAACCUCUUCACACUGCUGGUGCUCGUGGGCUUCCCUGAGGUGCUGUGUAUGGGCACUCAGGCUGUGUUCAUCGAUAACGCCAAUGAACAACACAACAUGAUUCUGCUCAAACACUUCACAGAGAAGAACCGAGCUGCUGUGGUGGACGUCAAGACUCGCAAGAGGAGAACAGUGAAAGACUACCAGUUAGUCCAAGCCCAUGAGAGUAGCAGCAGGAAUGAUUCAGAGUCUCACGAGGGUCAGGCUGUGUCUCCGAACUCAGCACACCUGAGCCACUACCUGAAGAACUUUACCUCCAUUGUGAGUUUCCUGCUCCAGACAGGGGUAGAGAGCAGUGCACAGGACGCUGUGGAAGCCACCUGGGUGCUCUCUCUUGCUCUUAAAGGACUCUACAACACUUUAAAGAAGCAUGGUGUGGAUCAAGCCCAGGAGGCCCUCCAAGGCUCUGGCCUCAUGCAGCUCCUGGUUCGAAAAUGUAGCAAAGGUACCGGUUUCAGCAAGAUGUGGCUUUUGCGAGACCUAGAGAUCCUCUCCAUCAUGCUGUAUUCCUCCAAGCGAGAGAUUCAUUCGAUGGCGGAGGACGCGGACACUGAGACAGAUGGAGAGAAGGAGAGAGAGAAGGAGCAGGACUCUGACCACUCCAGCUGCUGUGCUGAUGAUGCCGACCCAAACAGACCAGAUCCGUUGGAGGGACUGGACGAAGAGACCAAGAUCUGCUUCCAGAUUACCCAUGAUGCUCUUAAUGCCCCACUGCACAUCCUGAGAGCCAUGUAUGAGCUUCAGAUGAAGAGAACAGACUCUUUCUUCUUGGAGGUGCAGAAGAGGUUUGACGGCGAUGCUAUAAAAACCGACGAGACUAUUCGUACACUGGCGCAGAAGUGGCAGCCAUCUAAAAGACCUCGUUCUGAUGAAAGAAGCACAAAGGCUGUAGAUACUGAUAUUAUUAUUGUGCCCUGUGUGUCUAAACCCACCCGGUGUGAACGAGCCACAGAAGAAACGAAUGUGGUCACGCAGAAGCUCAUCACUAACACAGAGAGUGACCUGCAACUGAGUUAUGCCAAACAACGGCGCACAAAAAGCUCUGCUCUGCUGCAUAAAGAGCUGGACGCCCGCAGUAACAAGGCGGUACGUCAAUAUCUCUUCAAGGUGAACGAGGCCAUUGCUAUCCUGUAUGCUCGGCACGUGUUGGCGACACUGCUGGCCGAUUGGCCAUCUGAUACUCCCAUCAGAGAAGAAGACCUGGAGUUGAGUGGAGCUUCUCACAUGGCCUACAUACUGGACAUGCUCAUGCAGCUUGAGGAGAGACCCAUGUGGGAGAAGAUCUUGCAGAAGGUUCUGAGGGGCUGCAGCCAGAGCAUGCUGGGUAAUCUGUCACUGACAGCUUGCCAGUUUAUGGAGGAGCCUGGUAUGGCAGUGCAAGUCCGUGAGUCCAAGCACCCUUAUGACAACAACACUAACUUUGAGGAUAAGGUCCACAUUCCUGGUGCAAUCUUCUUGUCGGUGAAGUUUGACUCGCGCUGCCACACAGAGGAAGGAUGUGACGAGCUCCUGAUGGCCAGCAGUAGUGACUUCCUGCAGGACCUGCACACGUUCAGCGGGUCUCACCAGAAAUGGACUGACUUUGAGAUUCCAGGGGACACCCUGUACUUCAGAUUUAUAUCAGAUAUGAGCAACACUGAAUGGGGCUACAAGUUCACUGUGACUGGUGGCCAUCGAGGACGUUUCCAGACGGGUUUUGAGAUCCUGAAGCAGAUGCUGGCGGAUGAGCAGGCCCUCACUCAUCUCCCGCUCCCUGACAUCUGGGAGUGGCAGGUUGGUGUCGCCUGUCGUCAAACUGGAAACCAGCGCCUGAAAGCUGUUCAUCUGCUGCUGAGGCUCCUCCAGUGUCCGUCCCAAUGGGCUUGUGACCUGACGCUUCUGCGGCCGCUGUGGCAGCUCUUCACCACUAUGGAGAGUGGUUUGUGUCAAGAUCCUACCAGCAUCACGGUCCUCCUUCCUCUCCAUCGCGCCCUCACGGAGCUCUUCUUCAUUGCUGAAGCAAAAGCCAUGGAGCAGAACGUCCUGCAGGAGUACCUUCUGGCUCUCACUACCAAUGAACAGCUAGUGGUUCGCACAGCACAGGCGCUGAAGAACAUCGCAGCCAUCAGCCUGGCCAUUAAUUACCCAAAUAAAUCCACUAAGCAGCUCAACCUGUCACCCUGAAAGACAGGUGAAAGAACAAUGGAGAUGAGAGAAGGGAAGCUUUCCAGUGGCCAAUGGGAUCGGGAAGUGGCCCACAUAUGGUCUUCCAAGAAAAACCCACCCAUAUCACUGAUAUUUCUUAAAAUCACAAACGUCUUGGAGUCUCUUCAUCAUCGUUUCUCUUUUUUUAUUUUGAACUCGUGUUCAGGUCUAUCAGUGAGAGUUUGGCGCAAUUAAAAAAUAAAAUUACUUCAACUUGUUGAAAACGGUGGUGAAUUAAGUUGAAAAAACUUAAUUCUGUUAGGUGCAACAACUUGAAGUAAUUUUUUUCCCUUCAUUUCUGACUUUUUUUUUCGUGUCCGUUGUGCCAAAUUAGUUUCUCCCCAUUACCUCGUGUUCCUAUCUCCACUACUUGGUUUACUUUUUUAGGUAAAGCGUCUGUUGGGCGAGACAAUUGAUCAAGGAGAAAGCAGGUCACCUUUCCCUGCCUCACACGCUCUCCCUGGAUUCGUCGCCUAAAAAUACGAGGCUGCCAGUCUUACGCUUUUAAGUGGCCCGAGACUAUGAACACAAUAUAUCGAUAUCUAUCUAAAACCGCGGGGGCCUUCUCUCCCUCAGUGGAGCCUGAUGUUUGUUCAAUCUAGCAGCUACACUUGAAAACCUUGCGCUUCUAGACAAAUGUCAGCUGAUGUUUGUGAGUAAAUAAUAUAGAGUGCAGAAGGCGCCGUUUGCCUUAGUGCAGAUUGUGGGUCAGUUAUCAAAGAGGAAUGUCUUGUCUUACAUCGUCCACGAUUCUCAACUCACUCACAAUGCUGCAUAACACCAGGAAAUGUAGAGCACUAUGUACAGAAAUAUCACUUUAAGUUGUGCCGCAUGCAACACUCAACUGAAACACAAUGUCCAGUACUGUUGGUGGAAAAUCGGUUGGUGUUUUUAGAUGUGUUCUGUAUGUAAUAAUGCGGUUGGAGACGGAGUUAUGCGCUGAAAUCGAUAAUCAUAAACUUCAUCUAUCAAAACGGUUUCCUUCUUAUCUAGCGACUUGGAUACUGUUAUCGAAGUUUUAAUUUGCUUUAAAACAUUUAUGUAUUUAUUAUUAUUAUUAUCAAUACAGGGACAUUAUUUGGUUAAUCUUGAGUGAAGCAUUUAAUUGGCUGAUGUGAUUUGGUGCCAUUUUGCAAGAAAGUUCUUAGUUUAUCUAAAAAGUUGUUUUUUUUAUUGAAUUUUUUUUGCCCUGUAGUUUCUUGUUUUAUUUUAUUUUUAUUUUUAUUUUUUUUUAUGAAAUAUGAUUUUUGAGUUUUCUUAAUAAGGAUAUUCAGGUCCAUUAUGGUUUUUAUUUCAGUUUGAUUUCAUUUUAGUGAGAAAGGGAUUGAGAUGGGUGGUUAUUUAUGCCAAAGAAUCAUUACUGUUUGAUCUGAAGCAAAGAACUGUAUAUUUAUCUUCCAGAAAGGAGGGUGUCGCAUUGGAGUGUGUUGGUGGUGGUGUUGUAAUAGAAGAGGUGCAGGGCUCCAGCGGCCGACACAGAUCCUUUAGUUUGUUUACAUGUGUACUAGCAUGGAGCACUGGCUGCGUUUGGUGCCCCUGCUCAGCCUCAGUUCAGGUGGGUUUCAAAAAAGUCAGCCUGGAAAACUUCCUGUCACUAUAAAGCCUCAGAUAUUAACGAACGAUGUGCCUAUGUUUAAAAUGAAGCAAUCUUAAUUUAAUCUUCAUAUCAUUGUAAAAGUCCUCUCUUCAACUAUAUUUUUUAAAGGAAAUGAUAUAGUUUAAUUUGGAGCAUUUUCUAUCUAUUUUAUUUUUACGAAUGUUUUUUUUUGGUUCAUGGCUUCAAUUGCUUUGAAUAUGACAUGAAUGUAUAUAGUUGUGAAUAUAGAUAAUUGCAUAAACAAUUGAUAUGAAAAUGCGUUUUCAUGUCUGCCCUUCACGUUAAAGAAAAGUCUGAAUAAUGUAAUAUAUUGUUGUAAGUUUACACUUGAUCCUUUUCAAUUGAUUUGCUACAGUAUGUCACGCCAAAAAAAUAUGCUUUGGGUUGAUGCUCAUUUGUUUUUAAUUAAAAAAUUAAGAUAUGAAAAU